Molecule: messenger RNA, 2954 nt
Organism: Trichoplusia ni (cabbage looper)
Lineage: Eukaryota; Metazoa; Arthropoda; Insecta; Lepidoptera; Noctuidae
Product: sialin-like
Exons: 7
Coding region: 225-1784 (519 amino acids)
Biological process (GO): monoatomic anion transport; transmembrane transport
Cellular component (GO): plasma membrane
Molecular function (GO): transmembrane transporter activity
Source: RefSeq, a predicted model, not a curated record
CGAUAGUGUGAUUCGAAGCCUCCUCCGUGGUUGUUGAUGAAACAACGUCCGUAGUUCGCUGGCGGUCGGCUGGCCACUUGUUUAUUCCGCACUCCGCUGUCGCCGCGAUCUGUCCGCUACCACCCAACUGUCAUGUACCGUUUAAUUCGCAACAUGUUCGUAUGUUAGAGUGACAGUUAAAUUGUGAUAUAUUGGCUGUAAUACAAUUUGAAUAAACAUCAAAAAUGGCAGUGAUUUUUAUUAAAUUUUUCGAUGUCGUCCCCGUCCGUUUCAACCUGUGGGUCAUGCUGUUCACAAGCUGCUGGGUCGUCUAUAUGCUCCGAGUGAACAUGAGUCUCAAUCUAAUCGCUAUGGUUCCUCAAACAUCGAAUAACUAUACAUCGCGAUCUCAGUGCGAACCGAAAGAUGACGUGGUGACAAAUGAAACUAUACGUCAUGUGGACGGAACUGAUGUGAAGGCGGCUCAUGUUAAGACUGUCCCAGGAGGUGCGUCAUUCAACUGGUCAGGGGAGCAACAAGCGUUAAUCCUCGGCUCCUACUUCUGGUGCUACCCACUGACGUCACUGAUCGGGGGCAUGGCGGCUGAGCGCUGGGGUCCUCGCUAUGUCGUCCUCGUCACCUCCUUCGCAAGUGCUAUACUCACAGCUUUGAGCCCCGUAGCCGCCAACCUGGACUAUAUAGCUCUAGUUGUUAUAAGAUUUUUCCUAGGCUGUGCUGGGGGUUUUAUAUAUCCGUCGCUGCACGUGCUGGUGGCGCGAUGGGCCCCACCCGCUGAGAAGGGUAAAUUCGUGAGCGCCAUGAUGGGAGGAACUUUAGGCACGGUCGUGACAUGGUCACUAACUGGACCGCUUAUGGAGAAAUUCGGAUGGGCUUCAGCUUUCUACGUACCAGCUGUCUUGACACUCGUGUGGUGCGUCUUCUGGUGGUACCUCGUAGCGGACACCCCCGUAGACCAUCCCCGAAUAACAGACGCGGAGAGGAAAUAUAUAUUAGACGCGCUAGGCGACAAGGUCAAAAAAUCAAAGGGUUUGCCGCCGUUCAAGAAUAUUAUAACAUCUUUCCCGUUCUUGGCUAUGGUCAUCCUCCACUACGGGAACCUUUGGGGAUUGUACUUCAUAAUGACUGUCGGACCAAAGUUCGUGUCAAGCGUGUUAGGUUUCGAGCUGUCAGCCGCUGGUGUGAUAUCAGCUUUACCUUACCUAGCGAGACUGUUCCUGGCGACAAUAUUUGGAGUCGUUGGAGAUUUCAUUUUAGCGCGGAAGCUAAUGUCAACGACUAUCAUAAGGAAAUUCUUCUGUCUUUUCUCACAUAUCCUCCCCGGUGUGUUGUUAGUAUUAUUGGUAUACGCUGGAUGUUCUACGGCGCUGUCAGUAUCUCUCAUCACGAUGUCCAUGGGUUUCAACGGCGCGGCGACACUGACUAACCUCCAGAACCACCAAGACCUGGCACCUAAUUACGCAGGAACUUUGUACGGAAUUGCGAACUGUGUGGGAAGCACGGCUGGAUUUUUCACGCCUAUGAUCACAGCUUACUUUACAAGCUCAGGGAAUAGUUUCGAGAGCUGGCGACCCGUUUUCUUCGUAGGUGCAUCAGUCUAUAUAAUAUCAGCGAUAUUCUUCAUAUUCUUCGGAACCGGCAACAUUCAACCUUGGAACUUUGCCCCCGAUGACAAAGAUGGAAAGGAAGACAAAACCAACGGGGACCUCAAGGAAAUGAAUGGUUCUACACCAAAAAAUGUUGAAGCUAAGGAAAUACGAGAAACUCCUCUAAACGUUACCACGUAAAUGAGAUUUUUUAUAUUAGUGAGUGGCAAUAUUAUAAUCUCUAAUGUAGUUUUGUGCAUCAAAAGAGUUUUGAUGCAAACACUAAGGUGGACUGCAAAAAUGUGAUAAAUGGAUUAGAUAAUAAUAGGCUAUAGACGGAAUUGAAAAUGUUUUUCACUACCCAAUCUCAGAAAUACGGAAAUACCUAAUACUAUGUAGUUUUUAGGACAUAUGUCUACUUUACCGAAGCCAGGGACUCUACAAUAGUGCAAUAGCGUAAGUUCACAAAGAAUUAAAUUUCUUAGCGUUUAUCGGACGCCGUAGUCAGGAACGCUGUUACAGUAGACCCCUCGUGUUGACAUGAAUGUGCAUUUUAUCAUAGUUUAGAUGUAACAAUAUUGUGCCGUUUUGAUGAGUAUUAAUAAUGGAUUAUUUAUUUUCUAUACGUAUAUUAUGUGUACCUAGUUAUUGAUAAAAUUAUAUGAUGACGUAAAUCUUAAAUAAUGUAAAUGCAUUGUAAUCGCUGUGAUCUUUAUAAUGAAAAAUGUAAUGGUAAUUAUUCGUAUGGUAGAUAGGAGAUUGCUCCGGUGGUAUUAUUAAAUUUAUUUAUAGUUCGUUUGUACGAAAGAAUUCUCGCUCUGGUUUGGCCCCGUAGGUACUGGAUUUGUAUGGCUGUAUUUACUGUGUGACAGCCUACUAGUUUUGAUCUUGCCUAUGAUAGGCCGGCGAACUUGCAGCUUCCAAGAAAAAUAAAUAAUCAUAGUUUUAUAGGACGAAGUAUGGAACUGUUAAUCAGUUUUUAAUAUGGAUAAUUGAGGAUAAGCCAAUGUGUAUUUAGAAAGCAGUGUUUGAAGUCAAUCAUACGAAAAUGUUUUUUGAAUUUUGAAAUAUUUGGAAGGCAGGUCGAAAAUGUAGAGCCUUAAUUAGAUAAGUUUUACAGAGUAACGUGACAUGACAGGGGAGCUUUUGAAAUGGAGAAUGUACCUAUAGGGAAAUUAUAGAGUUAUAUAAUGACACUUUUAUAUACGAGUGGAGAUUGUAGUUAUGAAUUUGGUUUUAAAUCAAUGUAUCUAGGUUUAUUUGUCGAAUAGUGUGUUUUGCUAGUUAUUUAGUAACUUAUAUUUUAAUGGACACACAAAUUCUUAUUUGUCUUAUUUAAAACAUCGCCAAUCAAAUAAAUGUCAAUUAUGA